AUGGACUUCAUCCUGAAUUCUGUGUAUGCGGUCGACCCCGUCUACGUGCUGAUGAGCGCCGUCGCCCAGCAGAUGCUGGCGAUGGCCUGGUUUGACUGCAUUGUGGGCCAAAUUGACCGUUACUAUCUCGCUGCGGACAAGGGCGUGCGGCGGGUCGAGCACGCUAUCACGCGCUACCCAGGCGUAAUGAUCUCUGCGACAACCUUCGCCUGCUCGCUGCUCCGCUCCCUUGUUGUGCUGACGAUGGUUAGUAUGUGCAAUUGCUCGACACUUUACCAGUACCAGUCGGCUGCCAUGGUCGCCGUGAUGAUUGGCAUGAUGCGUGUCCACCGCACCUUCUCGUGUCACCGCCCCCUCCAGCUUUUUGUGACCGAGACCGGCUACGAGAUGGCUGCGGCGAUGACGGCUGCGGUGGUCUGUUACUAUAUGAAGAAGUACGACUUCUAA
This is a messenger RNA of Leishmania mexicana MHOM/GT/2001/U1103, 447 nucleotides long. RefSeq lists its product as hypothetical. Lineage: Eukaryota; Euglenozoa; Kinetoplastea; Trypanosomatida; Trypanosomatidae. The record is from RefSeq and is a predicted model, not a curated record. Bases 1 to 447 code for a protein of 148 amino acids. The transcript has a single exon.